AUGCUCGGGUCGGCUACUACAGCCGGUCAGGAUGACGAGCCGGAUCGGAUCGUAUCCGCAAGUCAAACCGUUUUAGCCGAAGCGGCUGUAGCUUCUGUGGCGGAAGGCGCUGUGGAUUUUGGGGCGGCGGAUGCACUAGCAGCGGGGCAGGGUACUGUGGGGCAGGGUACUGUGGGGCAGGGUAACGUGGUGCAGGUGUUAUCCGUGGUGGAGGGCCGGCAGCACUUCCACAUCGUCAUGCAGCUCUGCCGCGGCGGCUCGCUCGCCGAAUUCCUCGAGAAACGCCGCCGCGGCCAAGUCGCCACCUUGGCCGCCGCCGCCGCCCCUGCCGUCGUUUCUCCUGCCGCUGUUUCUCCCGCCGCCUCUUCCACCGCAAUUCCGGCUUCGGGUUUUACCCCGUGCCCCUUGCACUCCUACCAAGUCGCUCGACCCUCAGCGCGCUUCGCUGCCGGGGGAGAUCGCUCGCCUGUCGGUUUCCUUCCCGCAGACUCUGGAAACGCCUCGCCGUCACCGCCGGCGACGGGAGUGGCGUCAGAUGCGGAGAGCAGUCCUCACAGAUGGUAUCAGGCGGCGACGUGGGAAUCGAACUCGGAGGAAGAAGGCGGACCGAACGAGGGGGUGGAGGCGCUGGAAGGGACUGAUUCAGCAGGCCGCGAUUGGCGGCAUAGGAUGCGAGACGAAGAAAGAUUGGGGGAGAGUUGUAGAGAGAGUGAAAGGAUUGAGGACGAUGGUACGGAGCAGGAGGACGAAGAUUCCGUGGCGUCGCAGCUGAAAGCUGAUUGGGUGCCGCGAAAGGCGCUGACGGGAAAGGGCAUGGAGAAGUCUGCAUCGACGGGCGAGCUAGCGCAACUCGUGGAGGCAGCAGCGGCUGCUGCGGCGUCGUUCGCGGGGCGAACUAAUGCGGGGUUCUCGCCGGCCACAGGGGCUGCAGGAUUGUCCACGUCGGCAGGAGCUGAGUCAGCAGGAGCGGGAGGGGGAGAGAGCAGUAGAGCGGUGGUGUAUGGAGGGAUGACGGAGGAGGGGAGGAGGAGGCAGCAGGAGUGGGAGGACGAAGCAGCGUGGAUAGUCUAUGAGAUCGCUGCAGCGGUGGCGUAUUGCCACAAACGGGGCAUCUUACAUCGAGACAUCAAACCAGAGAACGUUCUCUUGACUCUGCCGCCCAGCUCCCAGCCAAUCACCACCCACGCCUCUCCACGUUCCCCUUGCACCACAGCUGCGUCCUCCGAGGACCAAAAUUUCCGUUCUGCCCGUGUUGUGGGGCGGUCAACGUCAGUGGGGCAGUCAACAUCAUUAAAGCCAAGCAGUGAGUUUCUGCGCAAGAGCCCCUCCUUUUCUAUCCUCGCCACAGCUGCUGGUGCUCAUGCUGCCGACGGUGAGGCUGGUGGGGCGAGGGGUAGGCUCGUGGCAGCAGAGUCAGGGCGCUAUCAGGCAGCCAGUGUGGGUUCUGCUGCUGCCCAUCCACCCCACGCUGGUGGGGCCCAUUGGCAUGGCAGGGUGCAUGGCAGCGUGCAUGGGAACGCGCAUGGGCACAGGCGCUCUGGCUCUCUCGCCAGCUGGCUGGGUCGAACCAGCCUGCGGAAGAAGCAGCAGCAGCAGCAGGAGCAGCAGCAGCAGCAGCAGCAGAAGCAGGAGCAGGAGCAGCAUCAGCAUCAGCAGCUGAUGCAGCAAAUGGAGGAUGGGGAGCAGUCUUUCAAGGCAGGCCGUUCGGAACUUUCCAUUUGUACUGCUGCUGUUGCUGCUGCACUCCCCUUGUGCACCUGUGCAUGCAAGCAGCAGCACCAACACUCCAACAAUACCCCUCUCCCUGCUCUCAGUGAAGUGCAAGGGCUGCGUUUGGCUGACUUUGGCCUGGCAGAGAAGCUUCGGCCAGGGCAGGCAGCCACACGAGGCCUUGUUGGCAGCCCUGCCUACGUGGCACCUGAGGUGGCGGCAGGGCUCCCCGUCAGCUUCCCUGCAGACGUCUGGGGCAUCGGAAUUUGUCUGUACAUGGUGUUGUCGGGCGGCCAGCUGCCGUUUUCUGGGCGGCGCACUCGGCUGCUGUUGUUGAAUAUUCGGCGGGCGCAGCUUCCUAUGGGGACGGCGGCAUGGGUGAGUGUGUCGGGAGAGGCGAAGGAUGUGGAGUCGCCUGUGGACGAAGGCGAGGGCAACAGUCAGGCGAUGAGCAAUCCGCUGGAUGCGCUCACACGUGACUUCGAAGAAGAGGAUAGGCAGCGAGCGGCAGCGGCGCCACCUGCAGUAACGACGAUCAAGAUCAAGCCCGUCAACCCGCCCCCGUUUAAUCCUACGGACAAAACGACUACAGUGAAGGGGUGGCUGUUUGGUUUCGAGGUCUGCGGGCGUUAA
This is a messenger RNA of Closterium sp. Naga37s-1, 2343 nucleotides long. The record is from the annotation of a GenBank genome assembly. NCBI's taxonomy places the organism in Eukaryota, Viridiplantae, Streptophyta, Zygnematophyceae, Desmidiales, Closteriaceae.